This is a messenger RNA of Ixodes scapularis (black-legged tick), 1491 nucleotides long. Its product is annotated as calpain clp-1. The transcript has 11 exons. Gene Ontology annotation, cellular component: cytoplasm. The record is from RefSeq and is a predicted model, not a curated record. Lineage: Eukaryota; Metazoa; Arthropoda; Arachnida; Ixodida; Ixodidae. Gene Ontology annotation, biological process: proteolysis. Bases 1 to 1491 code for a protein of 496 amino acids. Gene Ontology annotation, molecular function: calcium-dependent cysteine-type endopeptidase activity.
AUGCACACAGUGAUUAGAGCUUUCGUGAAGGUUCAGAGGACGGCCCUGGAGGACGAGCGGGCCAUCGGCAACCUUCCGCUGACCGAGCUGUUUGUGGACAGCCACUUCCCGGCAGCCGAGUCCUCGCUGUACGCCCACAGGCGGCCCGUGCCGGGAAGGAUCUGCUGGCUCAGGCCCCACGAGUUGGUGCCCGAACCACAGCUGCUCGUGAACGGAGUGAGCAGGAACGACAUUGUCCAGGGCGCCCUGGGGGACUGCUGGUUCUUGUCGUCAUGCGCUGCCGUGGCUCAGCGACCGGACCUCAUGCACAGGGUGAUACCCCAGGAGCAGCAACUGUUCGGCUCCGGCUACAAGGGUGCUGUGCGCUUCAACCUGUGGCGAUUCGGACGCUGGGUCGUGGUCUACGUGGACGACCUGCUGCCGACCAGCGACGGGAGACUCAUCUAUUCGCGCUGCUCCGACCCCAGGGAGUUCUGGGUCGCGCUGCUCGAGAAGGCCUAUGCCAAGCUGCACGGAAGCUACGAGGCAUUGGAAGGCGGUCAAGCCAUGGAUGCCAUGGUGGACCUGACGAGCGGACUCGCCGAGCGUUACGACCUCCAGGACGCACCAGCCAACCUCUUUAACUUCUUGCUCAAGGCCUCUGAGCACGGCGCUUUCAUCACCUGCUCAAGAAAGGGCGACUGGUGGCUGGCCACGGCGGCAGACCCCAACGGCCUGGUGUCCGGCCACGCCUACACGGUGAGCGCCGUGAGGAGGGUGCCGCUGCUCAGCGGUCAAGACGCCUGUCUGCUCCGCGUCAGGAACCCCUGGGGCAACGGCAUCGAGUGGAUGGGCGAGUGGAGCGACUCAGAUCCUCAAUGGUCCCUGGUCGACUGCGACACCAAGAAGCAGAUGGAAUGGCGACAGCAUGGGGAUGGGGAGUUCUGGAUGAAGUACGACGACUUCUGCCGCGAGUUCGAAGAGGCUUCCAUCUGCACGCUGGGGCCGGACUUUGACGGCGACGGCAUCCCCGAAAAGCCCGGAGAGGUGCGAGCCAUUCGUGGAGUCUGGGUGGAGGGUAUCAACUCCGGGGGAUCCAGGAACAACCUGGGGCUCUUCAGCAGGAACCCGCAGUAUCUGCUCUCCAUCCGGACGCCCACGAGCAGUCAAGCUUUAUUCAUCGGAGAGGACGUGACGGUGAGCGUGGUGGUGGCGCUGAUGCAGGUGCACCCUCCCCACAGCGCCUUCCUCACCCGGAACCGACUGCGUAUGCACCAGAUCGGCUUCGUCAUCUACCACGCCGUGGACCCUUUCCGGCGGCUGUCCCUGGACCACUUCGCCAAGAACCCCGACGUGGCCAACUCCGGCGCUUAUAUCAACUACCGGGAAGUGUUCGGGCGGUUCGAGCUGCGGCCGGGGCACUACGUCGUCAUCCCGGCCACCUUCGACCCGGGCUGUCCGGGGGCCUUCAUGAUACGGGUGUACGCCAGCAGCCCGUUCCAACUCAGGUGA